Messenger RNA from Amphiprion ocellaris (clown anemonefish), 1415 nucleotides. It is a transcript of the gene oaz2a, whose product is annotated as ornithine decarboxylase antizyme 2a. Gene Ontology annotation, molecular function: ornithine decarboxylase inhibitor activity. The record is from RefSeq and is a predicted model, not a curated record. Gene Ontology annotation, biological process: positive regulation of protein catabolic process. Lineage: Eukaryota; Metazoa; Chordata; Actinopteri; Pomacentridae. Gene Ontology annotation, cellular component: nucleus; cytoplasm.
GGGAUCGCAGAGUUUCCGGUGUACCGACGUGUGUUGAUGUCCAGCUACUUCCCUCAGACAGCCGUGUUAGACUUUACCUAAUAGCAGGUUCAGUGUUAACUUACGAAUGGUGAACAUAUCCGUGGAGUUUUUGAUAAACAGUAGCUGUUUUGGUUGUCAAACAGGACGUAAAGCUCCGUGUUUCCUCGAAGCUAUCAUGCUGAACACCGAGGAAAGUUCUUGGUUAGCGGGUUCUCUGAUGCCCAGCUCCAUCCCUCAGGCUCCAGGGCCUCUGUGGUGCUCCGAUGCCCCUCACCCACAACUGAAGAUCCCGGGUGGGCGAGGGACUGUCAGGGAUCACUCUCUCGGCGUGCUACUACACAAGGAUGACAAGCUAACAGUGACGCAGGCCGCUCCAGUGAGUGGGAACCCCUCUUUUCUCUGCUUCCACUACCAGCUGAAUGAGCGCCGCUCAGCCUCCUGGAAUACGGCUCUAUCAGAAGACAGCCUCUUCCUGGAGAUUCCUGCUGGGCCGCUGGUGGAGGGGAGCAAGGAGGGGCUAACCGCUCUGCUCGAGUUUGCAGAAGAGAAGCUCAAAGUUAACUAUGUCUUCCUGUGGUUCCAUAAAAGCAGAGAGGAUCGAUUGUCUAUCAUCAAGACGUUCCACUACAUGGGCUUCGAGAUGGUGAAGCCGGGUAACCCGAUGGUACCAGCCCGGCCUGAUCUGGCCUUCAUGGUUUACUCUCUGGACAACAGCAGCUCAGAUGAGGAGUAACUGUCACCGUUUCCUGACAGCUCCCUCUCCCACCCUCACCCUCCCUCCCCACAGAAACACUCCUUUUACAUGGUUUUUUUUUCCCCCUCAAGCAAUCAAAUCUGCUUUGACUCUCCCUCUGACACAAACCCUUCCUCCCUCUCAAACAUGCUUCAUCGCUGACUCGGAGGUGUCACCUUUUUUCAUACAUGCUUGUGAUUAAAAUGGAUAUUUUGAGAGCGGUAGGAUUCCUGUGUGAUGCAGACACAGCUGCCUCCCUUCUUUUCCCUUAACUGCAGAUUGGAGAAGCAGGGAGCAGCCUAGCUUGAACUAAGUCGUCACGUGCGACGAGGGAUGUGGGCUUUUUUUUCCCCCUCUGCUUCCUCUUUUGGCCACGUUAUUUGUUUGUGAUGCCACGAACAAGACAAACACCUGCUGGACGUUCAGGAGAAGGUGGUAUUUUACAUGAAAAUUCAGCAUAUCUCUCCUCUGACAGCUUCUACCUUUUAUAUAACAGACUUUGGUUUGUGUUUGUGUGCUGUAUACCAUGCAAGUUAUGUUGGGGGUAAAAAUCGGGAAUUAUGGGGUGUGGUAUGGUCAAUAAAAUAUAGUUUUUCUUUUUAAUAUAAAUGGGUGAAAGCCUGAUCUGGUACAUUUAACAUUAAAGCACAUGUAAACAUUU